Messenger RNA from Saprolegnia parasitica CBS 223.65, 798 nucleotides. RefSeq lists its product as hypothetical. Gene Ontology annotation, cellular component: cytoplasm. Gene Ontology annotation, biological process: tRNA dihydrouridine synthesis. Gene Ontology annotation, molecular function: zinc ion binding; nucleic acid binding; tRNA dihydrouridine synthase activity. Lineage: Eukaryota; Oomycota; Saprolegniomycetes; Saprolegniales; Saprolegniaceae. The record is from RefSeq and is a predicted model, not a curated record. Bases 22 to 798 code for a protein of 258 amino acids. The transcript is spliced from 4 exons.
AAGAUCGACUUUGCCAAAAGCAUGGAACAAGCGGGCGCAGCGGCCAUUGCGAUCCACUGCCGACAACCCCACGAACGUCCUUGCGAUGACGCGCACUGGGACGCGCUGCCGUUGCUUCCGUCGGCGCUCAAUGUGCCCGUCCUGGCCAACGGCGACAUUUACACGCAGGAAGACAUUGCCCGCGUGCGCGCCGAGACGGGCUGUUCAGGCGUCCUCAUCGCGCGCGGCGCCCUUCAUAAUGCGUCGUGCUUUCGCAAAGAGGGGCUUCUGCCCUACACCGAGAACAUUCGCGAGUUUCUCAAGGUCGCGGCCGAGACAGACAAUGUGUUCCAAAACACAAAGUACUCGAUUAGCCGCAUGCUCCCGUCCAAGGUCAACCACCUCGAGACGCCGUCGGUCGUGCUGCCGUACGACCACGUCACGGUCCCCGACAUUGCAGCGACCAAGUCGAACCGGGAAAUGUUUGCACUCUUUGGCCUUGGCGAGUACUUGGACGAGUACACGGCCAAGUACGCUGCCCGCGCGUCCGAGCUGGACGUGUCGGUGGGCCCCAAUGCGCCGGACCGCGUCUACGACGACAGCCACGUCUUGAACCGGCAGUUUUUCUGCGACGCGUGCGGGCUCCAGCUGCUGAGUGACCAGGAUGUUGCGUUGCAUGUGAAGGGCAAGCGCCACAAGAAGAAGCUCCGCGCGCUCGCGAGCCAGUCGGUCUUGGCGUCGGUCGAGUCGUCCAACAAGCGCCUCAAAGUGUCUGCCGACGACGACGACGACACCGCUGCGCUCACGACGCAAGACUAG